Athene cunicularia (burrowing owl) is the source of this 2419-nucleotide messenger RNA. It is a transcript of the gene FXN, whose product is annotated as frataxin. Gene Ontology annotation, molecular function: ferric iron binding; ferrous iron binding; 2 iron, 2 sulfur cluster binding. Gene Ontology annotation, biological process: intracellular iron ion homeostasis; iron incorporation into metallo-sulfur cluster. The record is from RefSeq and is a predicted model, not a curated record. Lineage: Eukaryota; Metazoa; Chordata; Aves; Strigiformes; Strigidae. The coding region runs from base 605 to 1006 and encodes 133 amino acids. The transcript has 4 exons. Gene Ontology annotation, cellular component: mitochondrion.
UUUUCUGUAAUUUUGAUUUGUUUUUUAAAGCUUUUUUAAAAACUGAAAUUAUAAAUGAAACAGCUUAUUUUAUAGAAGAGAUUUAGAAUGUGAAGUGUCAUGUUAGCUCUUCUGUACUUAAGGAGGAUUCAGGACUUAAUUUUAUUUCAGUUGAACAUAUUCACGGUUUCUAACAGAGGGACACAAGUUGUUGAUAAAGUGAAUUGUGAAAAUCUUGGCCUAAGCCAGUUGUCUGAAGUUGCUCGGUAAUUCUGUGGUAGAGCAGUAACAAAUAGUUUUUCUCUUUCCUAGUUUACUCCUCUGUGAAUAAAUCUUUUUCUUUUAUUAGUUUGUAUGAGAGGACAGUAAUAUUCUAGAUUGCUUCAAUCAUCAAAGGACUAAAGCUGCAUAAUUCUUUCCAUAUUAGCUCUGUGAUCAGAAUAUUUUACUGGGGGGAUGGAAAGGACUUCUAGGAGCUAUUUAAUUUAUGUGACAUACAUUAUUUAUAAUUCUUCACGUUUUAGCUUUUAAUUCCACUUAUGCUUUCAACAGCAAUUACAAUAUGCUUCAGAGGCGAAGAGCAAGACUGUUUGGUUCAUGAAUUUAAGAAAUGUAGGAACUCUGAAUGACACAAGGCUUGUAUGUCAUUUGUAGCCCUUUAGAUGAGACCACUUACGAAAAACUGGCUGAAGAAACAUUGGACGCUUUAGCAGAUUUCUUUGAGGACCUGACAGAUAAGCCUUUUACCCCAGAAGAUUAUGAUGUCUCUUUAGGGAGUGGAGUUCUAACAGUUAAAUUAGGUGGAGACAUGGGGACAUAUGUAAUCAAUAAGCAAACACCAAACCGGCAGAUUUGGCUGUCAUCACCCACUAGUGGGCCCAAGCGCUAUGACUGGACUGGACGGAAUUGGGUGUAUUCUCAUGACCAAGUAUCCCUUCAUGAACUGCUAUCAAAAGAAUUUUCAACAGCAUUAAAAACUAAAUUGGAUUUCUCCUGCUUAAUAUAUUCUGGGAAAGAAGAUACUUGAUGAUAUUCUACCUCAUGGAAGUUUAAAGACUUUAACCACAAGCCAAGCCCCUUCCUUGGUUUCUGAAGUACCUGAGCUAAAUUCUGUUCUUGUUUUUCCUGAUAUCACUAUGUUGUGCAACAAAAAUGAACACAUUUUUCUCCAGUGCUCAGUCUUCGGGCUUCUGUGCCACUGCUUGUAUCUGUGUUCAUGUAGUACCAGUGUUUGAAGUUGCCCUUCCUGUUACUGCAUUCCUUACUUUCUUACUGCAGAAGUAAGUAAUGAAUUCUAAACUGUCUGUUAUCUUGUUCGGAUGUAAGGACAGAAGCUGAGCUCUUUGGUGAGACAUUCAGCCAAAAAGUGCCUGUGAAUCCCAUUGACCCAAGUUGUGGUAUUGUGAAUGCAUUGCAUUAAGAUUUGUGGCUACUGCCAGUGAGUAACGCAUCACAGUCAAAUUAAACAUCUAAAAAAAAUGACUGUGGCAGGUAGAAACAUCAUACUGCAUAAUGCAUGUAGUAAGUUUUCCUCUCAGUAUUGCAGAACUCGCUUUUUUCUCCAAGUUCUAAAUUCUAGUUUCUUUCACAUUAGAAUUUUUUUUGAGCUAAACUUUAAAUUGCUUAGAGGUCUGUGUGGCUGUAAGCAUCAUAAAAAACUGAAAAGGCUGGUAUGUGAUGUUUAAGCUGUGCAGCAGCACCUCUUCAAAUGCUUCAUUCUGUUACUGUGGACUUCUCUUUCUGUUCCCUUUUGUUCUUCAAAGAGUAAAAAUACGUAAUUUAUUGACUUUUUGAGUUGAGCAAAGUUAAGAUCCUCUCAUGGUAGCAAAAUUUGCACUAAUUUUGUUCUGCAUUUCUUAAGUAAGAGAGCUUAGGUUAUCUUUUUUCAACAUAAUAAUAGGCUCCCAUUGUUACCAUGCUGAUACAGGAACUUUUGCCUUUUUGCUUUUUACAGCUGAGUAUGGUUUUAACACUGGUGAAGCUGUCUCACUGGGGCUGUUUAAAAAAUGAGAAUGAAAUAUAUUUUAUACUCUGGAUCUUAAACCAAAAAGCUUUUAAAAAAAUCACGAUCUGCAAGAAGAAGUCUUCGACACUUGCACUAUUGUAUUAUUACCACUGGUGGUUUUUAAUUGCCUGUAAAAUGGAAGCACAAAGUUGUUGACUAAUUCUUGAGCAAACAGUUAUACUGUACUCUUAUGGAUUGUUUUAUCAAUGUAUGAAAAGAUGUUCAGUGCGAACUGGUUUUGUUUCCUCUGCUUGUGGUUAGUUUGGCACACUUCUCUGGAUAGCAAGAAUUAUUACAGAUGUGAUUAAUUUUGUCAUUGAAAAAUAAUUGCUAUAUAGUACUGUUGCACAGUAUUUGCAUUUGAAGUAUAACUAACAUUUCACUGGAAGCAGCUCUUGGUUAAUUGUGCAUACUGUGUGUUUUUUCAAUCAAAAU